CGGAAAAGCGGAACCAUUUAUUGUCAUGUGAUUUGUUGUCAGGACAUCACAGCCAACGGAGCAAAUGUUUUGAUGCUUGUUUUGUGUUUAUUGCAUUAUUUUCAAAAUGUAUGCUGCCGCGACGGAGAGUUUAAUAAAGCAGGCAAGAGAAAUAAAGGAGGAAGAGCUGCAGAGGUUUUGUGGGCGCAUAUUUAAGCUGCUCCACACUAAAGAUGUUAGUGGAGACACAGUGGACUCCCUCCAGAGGCUCAAUCUGAUAGUUUCUGCCACUAAAUAUGCGAGAGAGCUUCCAUCAGAUCUGGUGAUGAAGCUGCAGACGCUUCUUCGGUCUUCAUCAUGUCCAGAGCAGCUUCAGGUUCUGACCUCCUCCAUCAUCCGGGAGAGCUUUCCUCCCAGCGUACACAGCCUCUGCUCUGAUCUCAGUCACGACAGCAGGACCUUCAGCCACGUGGCCAGUGUUGUUCUGGCUCAGGCUGGAAAUAAAGAAGAUGUGAUGCCUCUUUGCCAUCAUUUGCUGAAAAGUCUUGAGUCUCGGCUGUCUGACGGGCAGAUAUCCAGACAUGCGCUUCCCAUUCUCUCUGAAAUGAGCACUGUUUAUCCAGAGAUUCUCACAGAUGAUCAGGUGAAUCUGGUCAGUCGUAAGUUGGUGGAUUGGUUGCGUUAUGCCAGUAUGCAGCAGGGAGCCUCCAUGUCUUCUGGGGGAUUUUUCAGUGGACCAAGAACACGUCAGCCUGCUCCACUGACGGAGGUGGAUGGGGUGGUAACGGGUGAUUUCUUUACUGUGCUGUGUUUGGGUCAGAGCUACUCUGAGGACCAGUGGAUGAAUAUGUACACUUUCUCUAUGAUCAAGAGUUGGCUGCUCACUUAUGACACAGGCGGGACUACAAACACAGAAUCAGAUGAUCGCUCAGAGGUGGACAGUUCAGUGAUGUCCAUGGUGUCGGCCACAUCCUCUUCCAGCAGACUACUUCCUCCCAAAGAGAGACUCCGAGAGAAGGCUUUUGAGUACUGCCAGCGUCUCAUUGAACAGAGUGACAGGAAAGCCCUGAAGAAGACCGAUACAGAGCUACAGAAAGCAUGUAUUGUUGAGUCAGUAUCAAUAAUGGACAUCAUCUGCGGUGAGGACCCCUCCUACGUGUACCGUGCCUUCCCCUGCAUCAAAGCCCUGUAUGGCAGACUGAAUGGAGAUCUCGCCUAUGCUCGAGCCCUGCUGCCUAUUGCUCAGUUCUACCUCAACCACAGUGAGAUUGCCGCGGUGGACGCGGAGGCUGUGUUCUGCCAACUCUUCAGUCACUGUCCCGCCGAGCAGUUCAACGAGCCCAUGCUCGCCUUCGAGUUUGUCCAGUUCUGUCUUCUCAACGCUAGCGUUCUGCAGGACAGAGUGGCCAACUACAGACAGAGCUUCCCAAACAUCCUGAAGUUCUUGGCAUGGAACAGUUCAGGAUUGAUUGCAGAGUUUGUGGAGCUGCUCCCAUCACUGAUAGCUUCAGAUACAGCCAUUGAGUUACUGCAUACUAUCCUUGAUCUGCCCUGCUUAGCAGCAGCCCUGGACCUCCAGCAGAGAUCAGCAUGCUAUCAGGCUUCAGACCGUACCGCAUGGGACCAGCAGGGGGCGAAGGUGGCCGCUUGUCUGGAUGCCUUCCGCCAGCCGUUCUAUAGGGGGCUCUUCCUCUACAUCCUCAGACCUGAGGCUGGGACUGGAGACACAAUAGACAGGCUAAAAAUGCUUCAUGAGAUUUUGGCUGACAUGGCGGAGAGUCCACGAGUUGUUCGGUGUGCUCAGGUCGUUCCUGUGCUUCUGCAUGUGUACUUCAACACAUUCACUCAGAAAGCUGAUGAGAAAAUGAUGAACCAGCUGUUGCUAGUGCUGCUGGAGAGAAGCAGUCUGCUCUACAACAUCAAGACAUUUAAUGUUGAAGUCCAAAAGUGA
This is a messenger RNA of Sinocyclocheilus grahami, 1930 nucleotides long. RefSeq names its product adaptor related protein complex 5 subunit zeta 1. The transcript is spliced from 14 exons. Bases 107 to 1930 code for a protein of 607 amino acids. Gene Ontology annotation, cellular component: AP-5 adaptor complex. The record is from RefSeq and is a predicted model, not a curated record. NCBI's taxonomy places the organism in Eukaryota, Metazoa, Chordata, Actinopteri, Cypriniformes, Cyprinidae.